Molecule: messenger RNA, 1302 nt
Organism: Gadus chalcogrammus (walleye pollock)
Lineage: Eukaryota; Metazoa; Chordata; Actinopteri; Gadiformes; Gadidae
Product: protein unc-13 homolog B-like
Exons: 13
Coding region: 53-1270 (405 amino acids)
Biological process (GO): presynaptic dense core vesicle exocytosis; synaptic vesicle maturation; synaptic transmission, glutamatergic
Cellular component (GO): plasma membrane; synaptic vesicle membrane; neuromuscular junction
Molecular function (GO): calmodulin binding; syntaxin-1 binding; diacylglycerol binding
Source: RefSeq, a predicted model, not a curated record
AGACGCUCAGCAGAAGUAGAGUAUCGGGCUUCAGGUGGACCGAGCUGCUGCCAUGUCGCUGCUGUGUGUCCGAGUGAAGAAAGCCAAUCUCCAUGGCCCUCCAGAUAAAUUCAAUGCUUACGUUACCUUAAAGGUGCAGAAGGUCAAAAGCACCACCAUCACGGUCCGGGGAAAUCUGCCAUGUUGGGAGCAGGACUUCAUGUUUGAGAUCAGUCAUCUAGAUUCAAGCUUGGUGGUGGAACUGUGGAAUAAAGGUCUUAUUUGGGAUACUAUGAUUGGAACAACACUCAUCACCCUGGACAGCAUCCCCCAAUCUAACAAGGAGGGCUCAGGGCACUGGCUGCAACUGGACUCUGAGCUCCUGAUGAGGGAGGAGGAGAUCUGUGGAACCAGCACCCCCACCCCCCACCAAGUCCUGCUGGACACACGCUUUGAGCUUCCCUUUGAUAUACCAGAAGACGAAGCCCAAUACUGGACGCGCAAACUGGAUCGGAUUAACUCCAUUCACAUCCAUGGACAGGAGGAGAUCCAGAGAAUUUUGCCUUCCGUCCCCUCUCAGUGUUGUAGUUGGAGUUACUUCAGCCGAAACGAAAGCACGUUGGAUGACCAGGACAGUGUAGUGGAUGACCGAGGUGGUUACUACCGCAAUGAGAUGGCUACAAGACCCCCACGCUACCACAACACACCCCAGAACAACUCCUCCGCACACCAGUAUCCCAUCGGCAGGCCUCCCCAAUACUCCCUGUCCAGAGAGUCCCUCCAGAGAUUUGAGCUGGAUGAAAGGGAAGCUAGGGCAAGCAGUCAGGGAGACGGUCAUUUCAGCUCAUCAGGAAACCUCAGCCAGGCCAUCUCUCAGGUCAGUCCUGAGCACAUUGCUCACAGCCUGCCACCAUUGCCAGGGCAACCGGGGGGAGGAGAGGAAGAGGAUGCUGAGACGGCACAGCAUUCACAAGCUGGAUCCAACAAAAACCUGAAGGACUCCUCUGCCCUCUUGGUCGGUCGAGCCGUGGCUAUGUGUGAAACACCUCAGAUCAACGGCAGGUUUGAAGACAGUACUCUUCCCUGCUCCCUAUCCUGGGUGCGCUGGAUAAAGGCCUACAACAAAGUCAGGGUGCAGCUUUCUAAUAGCUGCAAUCAAGAUGGCACCGCCAGCAAACACCAACGGGCCAAGCCAAGUGUGCCAGUCCUUCAUAAGAGACGGCCCAUCCCGCUGUUCAGUGAAUUGGUGAGUACUGACCCUAACUCAACUAUUUAUGUAAGAACUGUUUGAGCUGGUCAACGCCCUCCGUCAACAUCUAGAAA